Molecule: messenger RNA, 7583 nt
Organism: Trichomycterus rosablanca
Lineage: Eukaryota; Metazoa; Chordata; Actinopteri; Siluriformes; Trichomycteridae
Gene: col4a1
Product: collagen, type IV, alpha 1
Exons: 52
Coding region: 126-5015 (1629 amino acids)
Biological process (GO): extracellular matrix organization
Cellular component (GO): collagen trimer; basement membrane
Molecular function (GO): extracellular matrix structural constituent conferring tensile strength
Source: RefSeq, a predicted model, not a curated record
CCAGAGCAAAGAUGCGGACAAAAGCCGCACUUUAAGCUCCGCUGCAAAUACUAAAUAUUUCAGCAAGAACAGAGGAAGGAAGAGUCGGCAAACGAGCUGUGCUUUUUGCACAUUUUGUAGGCGCCAUGCAGUUUUUAAGCGGCGUUCUGUUUCUUCUGGCAGCUGGUUUGUUCAGCGCAGAUCUCAGCAGUGCAGAGGGGUGUUCAGGAUCAUCAUGUGGGAAGUGUGACUGCAGUGGUGUAAAAGGGGCAAAGGGUGAAAGAGGCUUUCCUGGUUUACAAGGCACCAUGGGAUUUCCUGGUAUUCAAGGCCAUGAGGGACCCCCAGGGCCAGCAGGACCAAAGGGAGAUCUAGGAGACCCAGGGUUUCAUGGAAUGAAAGGUGCACGUGGCCCUCCGGGCGUACCCGGUAUUCCAGGAAUCCCUGGACAGCCAGGCAUCCCAGGUCAGGAUGGCCCACAGGGACCAGCUGGUAUCCCAGGCUGCAAUGGAACUAAGGGCGAGCAUGGUAGAGAUGGAAUCCCAGGUAUAUCAGGAGUGCUGGGACUACAAGGUCCUCCAGGUCUUCCAGGAAUGAAGGGUGAUCCAGGAGGUAUUGUUGGCUUUAUUCCACAAAAAGGUGAUAGAGGCCUUCCAGGAACACCAGGACAGAAAGGAUCACCAGGAAUCCCUGGAGAACGAGGAUCUUUUGGGCCACCUGGACAACUAGGGCAAAAAGGAAAUACUGGUGACCCUGGUCCUCCUGGCCCACUUUCUGAAAUUUCAUUCAGCGGUGAGAAGGGAGAUAAGGGUGCUCGAGGCACCCAAGGCCCACCAGGACCUCCUUGGAUCCCCUCAGAGCAUACAAAAGAUGAGACGUAUUACCUAAAGGGGGAAAGAGGACCCAGAGGAGAUAAAGGAGAAAGGUGUUCAGAAUUUCAGGCAGGUAUGAAAGGUGAACAAGGACCUCCAGGGCCGAGAGGAAAACCAGGAAAGGAUGGAGAGGAUGGAGUUAAGGGGGGAAAGGGUGAUGCUGGAAUUCCAGGGUUUGAAGGUUAUCAAGGGGAAAAGGGAGAAAGAGGACCUCCAGGAUAUUUUGAAGGUCCACCUGGCCCCCCUGGGCCUCCAGGGACUCCUGGAACACAGGGAGUGAAAGGUCUACCUGGGCCUUCUGGAGAUCCUGGUGCCCCAGGCAGGAACAUUCCAGGUCGUACUGGAGAUAGAGGAUUUCCUGGAGAGAUUGGUCAGAAGGGAGACAAAGGAGCUGCUGGAGAAUCUCUCCAAGGACCAAAAGGAGCUGAUGGACUUCCUGGUUCUCCUGGACCUCCAGGACCAAUACCUGAUAACUGCGAUGGUGUGAGUGGACCAGAAGGACCUCCUGGAUCUCCUGGGUUGCAGGGAGAAGUGGGACAGAAAGGUGACAAAGGUGACACGUGUACAGCAUGCAUUUCAGCUACAGUUCCUGGAUCUACAGGACCCAAAGGAGAACAAGGUUAUCCUGGACGAGCAGGCCCUCAAGGUGAAAAGGGUCAGCCUGGCCAUGCUGGAGAGCCAGGAAGAGAUGGUCUAGAUGGUUCCCCAGGUUUGAUGGGUGCCCCAGGGGCACAAGGUGAGCCUGGCGAUAUCUAUAUAGCACCAGGACUGAAAGGAGAGAAGGGCUUACCUGGGCUUGCUGGCAGUAAAGGUUUGGGAGGUAAAGACGGAGUUCCUGGUAGAGAUGGAUAUCCAGGCGCACCUGGACCCAAAGGAGAACCGGCUAGAGAAGGUGUAAAAGGAGAUCGGGGUCAGGAUGGAGAUCCAGGUGCCAUUGGGCCCCCUGGUGAGAGAGGACCCCCAGGUUUUCCAGGUACUGGUCGCAAAGGAGAGCCUGGGGAGAAAGGCAGUCAAGGACAUCCUGGUCAGCCAGGUUCUCCAGGAUUAUCAGGAGCUAAAGGUCUACCUGGAACAAGUGUGGGUUCACAAGGACCUUCAGGCCCACCAGGACUUAGAGGAGAGAGUGGAACACCUGGACCUCAAGGUGAAAGGGGUCCUGCUGGAGAUCAAGGUUUGCGAGGAUCACAUGGGCAAAAGGGUGAUCCUGGCCUUCCAGGAAUUGGACUUCCUGGUCAACCUGGACCAAAAGGUUACUCUGGUAUACCAGGAGCACCUGGACUCCCUGGAGAUGCUGGUAAUUCAGGCCAGGAAGGUUUUCCUGGACAUCCAGGGACACCAGGACAAAAGGGUGAACCAGGCAUCGGCCUGCGAGGACCCAAGGGCUCCAUAGGACAGCCAGGACUGCAGGGGUUUCCAGGCGAGAGGGGCAACGUAGGAAUGCCAGGAAUCCCUGGUAAAGAGGGACGAACUGGGCAACCUGGACCUCAAGGUGUAAAAGGUGACUCAGGACCUCCUGGACUUCAAGGUUAUGCAGGGCCACCUGGACCCCCAGGACCUGGUCAGCCUGGUGCCCCCGGACCAAUGGGACCCACUGGAGAUCCUGGUCCUUUUGGUUUACCUGGUGAAAAAGGAGAGAAGGGUCCUGCAGGUGUUCCAGGUCCAGCAAUGCCAGGUCCUCAGGGUGAAAAAGGCAUUCCUGGGUUUCCUGGGUCACCAGGGCCCAAGGGUUUCCCAGGGCAACCAGGACAACCUGGAGAAGAUGGACGUCCUGGGGUGAGAGGACACAAGGGAGAUAUGGGAGUGAUUGGAGUUCCUGGGUCACCUGGAUUCCAAGGUUCUCAAGGACCCCCUGGAACCAGUGGGCCAAGAGGUGACCCUGGUUUGCUUGGGUUUAAAGGAGAUUCUGGUAAACAGGGGCCCAAAGGUGAAAGAGGAGAACAGGGUCUUCAAGGCCCACCUGGUAAUAUGACUGAAGUGGACAUGGAACAUAUGAAAGGAGAGAAAGGAGAUAGUGGAAACAGAGGUGAGGCUGGCCUUACAGGAGAGAGGGGGACUGCUGGACUCCCUGGAGAUACUGGAAUGCCAGGAAAAUCUGGAAUGCCGGGUUCUCCAGGCAAACCAGGUGAAAAGGGUGACCCAGGAGUUACUGGAGAUCCAGGACCAUAUGGACCAUCUGGAACAAAAGGCAGCAUAGGAGAAAUGGGACUUCCAGGGGAUCCUGGACUAAAAGGCUCUAAAGGUAUUGGUGGCUCACCUGGUCAUUCCGGGAUUAAGGGUGAAGAAGGAGUAAAAGGCGAAAAGGGAGCGUCGGGUGCUGCAGGAAUAGGAAUUCCUGGUGUACCUGGAGCUAAGGGUGAAUUGGGACCACCUGGUUUACCUGGAGAUCUUGGAGUAAAAGGACAGAAAGGUUCCAUGGGAGUCCCAGGAGCCCCUGGGACACCAGGUGUGAAAGGAGACCUUGGCCCAAUUGGAAAUCAAGGUAGCCCUGGGGUUCCGGGAGAGAAAGGUGUCAGUGGUUAUCCUGGGUCACAAGGACAGCCAGGUCUUCAAGGACGACCAGGUGAACCUGGUCUACAGGGUGCCCCAGGACAACAAGGAGAAAAAGGACAACCAGGUGUAGAUGGUAUUCCAGGAUCCUCUGGAGAGAGGGGUGACCCAGGUAUAGCAGGUGUAGGUCUUCCUGGACCAACUGGGCAUGCAGGAUCUAAAGGUGAAAAAGGUAAGGCGAGUCCCCCUGGCAUGCCUGGAAGCCCAGGUGUUCCUGGAACCAAAGGAGAUAAAGGCUUGCCAGGCUUCCAGGGCAGUCAAGGUCAACCUGGAGAAAGAGGACUACCAGGGUCAUCCAUGGAGGGUCCUAAAGGAGACAAUGGAGCUCAAGGAGCGCCAGGAGAGACAGGGCAGAUUGGUGCUCCUGGUGCACCAGGGAGUCCAGGAGGUUCAGGAGCCAAAGGACAGACGGGUGACAAAGGUUUUUCAGGCCCACAGGGUACUCAGGGUUUUAAAGGCGAUAAGGGUUUCACUGGACCUUAUGGUGAGCCCGGCUUACCAGGUUAUGACGGAUUAAAGGGUGAGAUGGGACCUCAGGGUGUUCAAGGCUUCAAGGGAAUAAAUGGUGAAUCUGGAUCAAGUGGUUUCAAGGGUGAGUCUGGUGACAGAGGAUUCCCUGGCGCUAAAGGUAAUGAUGGCCCCCCUGGACCUCCCGGACCCCAAGUAUUCAUAAAAGGAGACAUUGGUUUUCCAGGCCCACAAGGUCCCAAAGGUUUACCUGGCACACACGGUUUUCCUGGACCUAAAGGAUUUCAAGGAAUGACGGGCAUACAGGGUAUUAAAGGAGAGGAUGGAGUACCUGGGUACAAUGGCAAUCCUGGGGCUAAGGGAGAACCUGGUCUUACUGGACCCUCAGGACCAAGAGGUUACUCAGGCCCCCCAGGUCCUGAUGGUGUCCCAGGUCAAGUUGGUCCUCCUGGCCCUGCCUCCAUGGACCACGGCUUUCUCGUAACACGGCACAGUCAGUCCACAGAUGUGCCACAAUGUCCAGGAGGCACCACACUAAUCUAUGAUGGCUACUCCCUCCUCUAUGUUCAAGGCAAUGAGAGAUCCCACGGACAAGAUCUUGGUACGGCUGGUAGCUGCCUGAGGAAGUUUAGUACCAUGCCGUUUCUCUUCUGCAACAUCAACAAUGUGUGUAACUUUGCCUCUCGUAACGAUUACUCCUACUGGCUUACAUCUCCUGAGCCCAUGCCUAUGAGUAUGGCAACCAUUACUGGCGAGAACAUUAAACCCUUCAUUAGCAGAUGUGCAGUGUGUGAGGCUCCAGCCAUGGUGAUUGCUGUGCACAGUCAGACUGUUGCAGUUCCAUCCUGCCCUCAGGGUUGGGCAUCCCUGUGGAUUGGAUAUUCCUUUGUCAUGUACACCAGUGCUGGGGCUGAGGGGGCGGGUCAGGCUCUGGCCUCCCCUGGAUCCUGUCUGGAGGAGUUCCGCUCUGCUCCCUUCAUCGAGUGUCAUGGCCGCGGCACCUGUAACUACUAUGCCAACUCCUAUAGCUUCUGGUUGGCCACUAUUGAUGAUGAACAAAUGUUUCGCAAACCUGAACCUGCUACUCUAAAGGCCGGCAGUCUGCGCACCCAAAUCAGCAGGUGCCAAGUAUGUAUGAAGAGGACUUAAAAAACAAUCACAAUCCUUUGUCUGUAUUUGGUUUUAACGUUCCAGUUUUACAAAAACACAGCAUGGUGCUAUGUCAGAGACAGAGGAGAUGGACUUUAAGAAGUGUUCAAUUAGACUUACGAAUGCUGAAUAAAACAAACAGGCAGGUCUCAGAUUUCACUAUCUACCACGAGGAGACCCUAAGACCUGCUGGUGCUUUUGCUUUCUAUAGAACACUACACUAACAUCUUCAUUGUCUUUCUUAAAUAAAUGACUCCUGUUUGCAAUUGCACUGAAUACAUCUACUAGUAAACAGGCUGUUAUUUUACAUGCUUCAGAAAUCAGGUUCUAAUAAAUAUAACUGUUAUGUUUGCUUUAUUGAUCAAUUUGUUCAUUCUACUUAACAACACACAUUAUGUAAGUAUCAUGUUUAUCUCUUUUUUUCACGCAGUUUGUCACAUCAUAAUUGGUUUAUUUUCUAGUACUAAACCUUAAGUUAUGUUUUUAGCAUCCCCUGUAUGUGGUACAGCAGCCAGGGUGUAGUGUAAGCUCUUUUGUAAAUACACAUCUGUUGUAUUAACAUCAUGUUAUCAUAAUCUAUUCAGGUAAUGCAUUUAUUGUCGUCGUAUUUCGUUAUUUAUGGAGGCUUUAAGACAAGACUCUAAAGAGACCAACGGCACAUUUUGCAUUUGAACAUCUUCAGUAUGUCGACCAAGUCAUGACAUCAUUGGAUAUGGCACAUUAUUUGAAAUUGUAGUAUUUAGCACUGUAUGCUUUUAUAGACGUAAAUCUGUGUGCAGCUUUCUGGAAUGUUAUUGUUAUUUCUAUUCAAGGGGAAAGCAGUCUAACAAAGUGGAUUAUCUGUGCUUAAUGAUCACUUAUUGAAAACCAUUUGCUAUUUGCCACAGUAAAUAUUGAACACACGCACCCAUGUCUAUGAAGGUUGGGGAGUAACAAGAUAAGUGACAAUUGCAAGUAUUUAAAAUGCAUACAGAGAAUAAAAAUGCAGUAGUUUGUCCAAAAUACUUUUAGACAAAAGCCAAAUAAAGUUAUCAAGCUUUAGGAUAAUAAAUUUUAACUACUGUGCUGCUUAAUACAAAUUCUAAACAAUGUAGUUUAAUAGCACAUCCAGACUUCGAGCCUCAUAAGUCACAGUUUAGGUUUCAUGUGCUAUAAAAAAUUCUAUUGUAAUUUGAUUUUACAUUUAAAGUAAGCAUUAGCACUUAUUUUGGUGGCCAAUUCAUUCACCAUCAAACUAAGGCAUGAAGUGAGGAUUUUGUUGUAAAACAUAUAUGUGUUAAAAGAAUGGUUGUUUUCCAUACAUUGCUCCAAAAAUUGUUGCAAGGUGCAUUUGCCGCCUUCUGAGCUACUUCUGGGACUCAUAAAAAUAGACUGGUUUGGAGUGUUCAUUGGGUUUUUUAAAAAUUAAAGUAAAUAAUCAAAUAAUACCUAAAAAGUCUAACUUGAAGCUGCCAAAAGUACCUAAAAUCAUUGUGUAUAUUUUAAAUAACUGAUGCACAAUUACAAUCACUGAUCUAAAAAAAAAAACUGGUUCCAUGCAUACAGUAACAGCCUGUUUGGUGUCUUUAGUUUCCUGUUCUUGGAAUCUUAGACCCAAUCCACACUAUCAUUUCAUGUGUCAUUAUGGUACCCUGAUGAGGUUUUAACCACUUGCAUAAACCAUUAGAUCAAGUUACCUAGAUUAAAAUGGAAUUGUAUGAUGGAUCACAUGCUCAGUUUAUGCUCAUAUUCAGCUUAUGAUGUUCCUUGUGUUCAUUGUUUCAGUUUGAUGCAAAAGAGGUAGGACAUUAAAACAGCAUUUAGUGUUCUAUAGGCAACAUUACAACUGCAGUCAUAAGCCACACGAUAUAUCACUCCAUGUAAUUAGCAGGGCUUUGGUUGUCUGGAGAGACAAAUAUAUUUACAUGUGUUUCAGCCAUUACAACGCUCUAAAUUAGUUUGAGGGACUAUAAUUAAAUGUUUUAUAUGCAUCUUGGGCGUAUUUCCACUGUGUUUUUAUGUGAGUAAUCCAUAUCCAAAUACAAUGAUGAUCGUCACCAUAGGUGCCUGGUAAUUAAGUACUAGACCAAAGAUUAUGCUUAUGUGCACAUACUAUUUUACACUGAUAUACUUGACAUUACAAGCUUUAAAUUUGUAGGAACCCAUUGUACAUAAACUUUUUGUGAAAAAAAAAAAGAGGUAAAAGUAAAUAGGCAUAUUUAUGUAUCUUAUAUUGCCUUGAAUGAAUUUAGGGUUUAGAAACGUGAAUAUUUCUUAGGACCCUCUGGUCUCUUCGAAGGAUCUACUCCAGUGCACCCAUUCCCUGCUUUGUGUUGGUUAGGCUUACAUUACAUCAGAUGAGUGUAUUUUCUCAUGUAACAUUACUGACUUUACAUGAUGUUGACUCUCCAGUAAAUGUUGCAGUUCCAAUUGCAAUAUGAAAAGCAUUUGUUUAGCAGUUGAAUUCAUGGAAUAGUACAAAGCUGGAUGGAAUUGUUAAGCAUAAUGUUUCUUUUUGGUUUGUCUGCUUUGUGCCCCCACCCAUCUGUAUUGAAGUCAAUUAAUAAAAGUAUUUCUACUUUUACUGUG